Molecule: messenger RNA, 2757 nt
Organism: Hippocampus zosterae (dwarf seahorse)
Lineage: Eukaryota; Metazoa; Chordata; Actinopteri; Syngnathiformes; Syngnathidae
Product: elongation factor-like GTPase 1
Exons: 7
Biological process (GO): cytosolic ribosome assembly
Cellular component (GO): ribonucleoprotein complex; cytosol
Molecular function (GO): GTP binding; GTPase activity; ribosome binding
Source: RefSeq, a predicted model, not a curated record
AUGGAAAGGACUGGCAGGCUCGACCGAAUCCAGCGCAGUGGCGGGGACCCCCGGCUGGUCCGCAACCUCUGCAUCCUCGCCCAUGUUGACCACGGCAAGACCACCCUCGCUGACAGUCUCGUCUCCUCCAACAACAUCAUACACAAGCGACAUGCUGGAAAACUGCUUUACAUGGACUCUCGGACGGACGAGCAGGACAGAGGCAUCACCAUGAAGGCCUCAUCGAUCAGUCUGCUGUUCCGGCCGGAUGGGCGGCCCGAGCAUCUUGUCAACCUCAUCGACUCCCCUGGCCACAUCGAGUUCGGGUUCGAGGUGUCCAGCGCCCUCGCGCUUACCGACGGUGCACUUAUACUGGUGGACGCGGUUGAGGGGGUCACCAGCCAGACUUACGCCUGUAUACGCCAAGCCUUCAACUAGCAGGUCAAGGCUGUCCUUGUGAUCAACAAAAUCGAUCGUCUCAUCCGGGAGCUUGAGCAGACCCCUGAGGAGGCGUAUCGCACGAUCGCCCAGGUCAUCGAGCACGUCAAUGCGGUGCUCGGUGCCAUGGUUAGCACAGCCGAAGGAGAGGGCCUAGUCGAGGCGGACUUGAUUGACUCCUUGGAGCGGGGCCUCUACUUCGAACCUCAGAAGAACAACGUUAUUUUUGCGAGCAGCAUUGACACCUGGGCGUUCACCAUCCGUGACUUUACACGGCUUUUUGCAGCUCGGCUGGGUGCCCGCCCCGAGGCACUGCAGCAGGUUUUAUGGGGUGAGCACUACUUCGACCGAAAAACCAAGAAGGCAGUAGCCAAGCCGCCUCGAGAAAGCAGCCGGCCGAUGUUCGUAGAAUUCGUGCUAGAAAACAUCUGGAAGGUCUACGGCGCCUGCAAGGGGCAUGAGGAGGAGGCCGUCCGGAAGAUCGCCCAGCCACGGAGGAUCACCCGAUUCUUCCAGGAAAUACUGGACUGCAAGGACCCCUCCGUCGAGGGGCUGAAGCAGGCCGCCCUGCAGUGCGAUAAUUCGGAGGAUGCGCCUGCCCUUGUGUUUGUCUCCAAAAUGCCCUGGAAGGGGAGCCGGCUGCUGGGCUUCGGAAGGAUCUUCAGUGGCCGGUUGCGAAGAGGACAACCGGUCUACCUGAUCAGCCCGACCCCUAAAAAGGUCAUCGACGAGGAAGGCGAAAUUGUUCUAGAGCGAGAUAUCCAGAGGAUCGAGCUAGGAGGACUGUACAUGCUGAUGGGGCAUCAGGCGGAGGCAGUCUCUGAGGUGAGCGCGGGGACGGUGUUCGGCCUGGGCGGGCUGGACGAACUGGUGUUCAAGACCUGCACACUGAGCACGGUCGAGAGCUGUCCCUCGAUCACUCCGAUCUUUUCCCACGCGAAGAACAUCCUGAAGCUGGACCGUUCGGACCCGUCGGUCACCCUCACCCUCGAGAACAACGGGGACAUGGUCCUCACCACGUGCGGCGAAAUCCACCUUGAGCGUUGUGUCGAGGACCUGCGGGCUGCUUUCAGUCAGCACGAAGAGGUACGAGCUGAGAAGCUCCGGCUGCGAGAAGAGAUGCUACAAGAUCAGCUGGUAGAGGACGAGCGCAGGCUCAGGAAGGAGGAGGCGAUAAAAGAGUGGGAGGCGCAUGUCGAGAAAUACGACGCGGACGACAUGACAGUCGCAGACACCCGCUACUUUCUGAAGCCCGAGGACGAGCAGGAAGAGAACCCCUUCAUUAACAUCCGUGAGAAGACCAACCUCGUCCACAGCACCACUCCCAACGAACUGAUCCAGCUCACCAUCAGGAAGGUGCUCUACCGGGACGUCCCUUGCGAGCAGCUGAGGAGGGUGCUGGCUGAAAUCGCGGACUGCGCUUGCGACACGAUCGAGGACGGCACGAUCCGCAAGCUGAUCCUGCAAAAGGCAUGCUGUCUGGGCCCUCAGAAGAGCGGGCCUAACCUCCUAACCUUCAGGAUGAUGGAGGAAGAGCACAGUCUGUUCGCUGGCAAGAGCAGGGACUGGCUGCAUAUCGAGGACUUCGAGCUGGUUGAAAAAUAUUUUAACGCCAGUAGCCGGGAAAUCAUCAGCGCUAUCACCUCGGGCUUUGAGCUGGCUGUCCAGUCGGGCCCCCUUUGCGAAGAAGGAAUGAUGGGCGCCCUUUUCGUGGUCGAGAAGGUGGAGGUGCACCCCCAGGCCCUCGAAAAACUGAUGGCCAAGUACGAACCCUCUGAAGACGAGGAGGGCAAGGAGCUGCGCGAGGCCUCUACUAGCACAAAGCGCAUAAAGGACCCUUACGGGCCUCUGCUCGGGCAGCUCAUCUCCACCACGAAAAGCCUCUGCCUAGAAGCUUUUCUCGGAGCGAACCCAAGGCUGGUGGAGCCGGUCUACCACUGCACAGUAAACUGCGGGCAGCAGCACUACGGGCCGGCCUUCCACGUGCUGAACAAGCGGCGUUCGGAGGUGCUCAGUGACGACGUUCAGGAAAACGGGCAGUUCAAUAUUAUCCAGGCGCAUCUGCCGGUGCUGGAGUCUUUCGGGCUGUAUAAGGAGAUGCUGACGAAGACGCAUGGGAUGGUCAACCCCCAGCUCCAGUUCGACACGUGGCGGGUGAUCGAAGAGGACCCCUACUUCGUGCCAGCCACGGCAGAGGAAAUCGAGGAGCACGGGCUCGAAAACCUCCUGCACAACAAAGCCCGCAGCAUCAUGCUGGGGGUACGCAAGCGGAAAGGCCUGCCCGACGGCAAACUCGUGAUCGCCCCCGAAAAGCAGCGCAACCUCUCAAAGAAGAAGUGA